Coregonus clupeaformis (lake whitefish) is the source of this 3537-nucleotide messenger RNA. Its product is annotated as coagulation factor XIII A chain-like. Gene Ontology annotation, biological process: peptide cross-linking; blood coagulation, fibrin clot formation. NCBI's taxonomy places the organism in Eukaryota, Metazoa, Chordata, Actinopteri, Salmoniformes, Salmonidae. The coding region runs from base 1 to 2223 and encodes 740 amino acids. The record is from RefSeq and is a predicted model, not a curated record. Gene Ontology annotation, molecular function: protein-glutamine gamma-glutamyltransferase activity. The transcript is spliced from 14 exons.
AUGUCUUCCUCUGCACAUUGUUUCGGGACCAACUUCCUUGGGCGCCUUAAAAGCCCCAUCUGUAGCUCCAAUGCUGAGCAAGAUGACCACCAUCUGCCCAAGUUUGAGCCCUUUGGGGAGGCUGUGGCAGUGCCCCGUGGACCCUCCAGUGAUGCCGCCUUAAAAUGUGUGAGUGUGGACAUGAUGCAAAAUGAGAACAAGAGGGACCACCACUGUCACUUGUACGAAGGCAAAAACAACAUUCUAAUCAUCCGUAGGGCCCAGGAGUUUAAGAUGAACCUCCAUUUCAACCAGCCUGUAAAACCCAGCGACAAAUUCCAGAUUGAGUUUUACAUUGGUAUCGAUACCAACGUGUUGAAUGGUACAAAGAUCAUCAUAUCCUUUGAUAGCUCAAGAAAUGGGAAGUGGACCGGCCGCAUGAUACAGAAACUAGGGGACAAGUGCGUGGUGGGCAUCACCCCUUCCGCGAGCGCCAUCAUCGGAAAGUACUACACGAAUGUGGCGGUCAUCGGUUCCAAUGGAAUCUCCAGGACACCAAAGGACCCCAGAACUGACUUCUACCUCCUGUUCAACGCCUGGGCGUUCAAAGAUGAAGUGUACAUUCCCAACGAGCAAGACAGGCAGGAGUAUGUGAUGAACGAAAAUGGCUGCAUAUACCAGGUGGAAUCAGGUGGUGGAAGGCAAUGGUUUUAUGGUCAGUUUGGGGAAGGGAUUCUCGAUGCUUGUUUCCAAAUCUUGGAUAACUCACACAUGCCUCUAGUAAACAGAGGCGAUGUUGUCAAAGUCUGCAGGAUAGGAGCUGCAAUGAUGAAUUCCCAAGAUGACCAAGGGGUCUUGGUGGGCAACUGGAGUGAUGACUACUCCCUUGGCACUGCACCAACCUUCUGGAUUGGCAGCGACCAGAUCCUGCUCCAGUACGCCAACCAAGGGCCUGUCAGCUAUGCCCAGUGCUGGGUCUACGCCGGGACAUUGAACACCUUGCUGAGGUGUCUGGGCAUCCCUGCCAGGGUGAUCACCAACUUCAACUCCGCCCACGACAACACAGGGAACAUAAUCACGGAUCUCAUCUUCAACUCUGUGGGAAAUCGACUUGAACUGAACGAACGCCUUACCAGGGACUCUAUCUGGAACUACCACUGCUGGAACGAGGCUUACAUGUCCAGACCUGACCUCCCCGCAAUCCAUGACUUAGGUGGCUGGCAGGUGGUGGAUGCCACCCCUCAGGAAACCAGUGAUGGAUAUUACCGCUGUGGACCUUGCUCUGUCAAAGCCAUCAAGAAAGGAAUGCUCGGCUAUCAAUUUGAUGCCCCGUUUGUGUUUGCUGAGGUGAAUAGCAACGUUCACCACCACAAGCUAGACACACGAACUGGGAGAACCGAGUUACAACAAGUGGACACAACCUAUAUCGGCAAGAAAGUAGUGACGAAGUCCGUUGGUGGAAACAAUUAUGAGCCAAUGGACAUUACACAGACAUACAAAUACCCAGAAGGCAGCGAUAAGGAUAAAGAGACCAUGAAGAAAGCCGAGAGAACCUACAAGCUACGUAUGCAAGACGACGACGAGCAGGAGAUCCCAGAGGCUAACGUGGAGAUGACGCUGGAGACACCAGUGGAGCCGGUGAUGAUUGGCCAUGACUUCCAGAUGGCUGUGGUCUUCAGGAACCUUAGUGAAGACACACGCACCAUCCAUGGCUUCCUGGUGGGCUCCACGGUGUACUACACCAACAUCCAAAGAGCUCAGUUCAAGCAGGAGAGCUUUGACGUCACUCUGAACCCCAUGGAUACGUCGAGAGUACAGGUGGGUGUGCUUGCCCAGAAGUACAUGCCCCAGCUGGGUUGCUUGUCCAAUCUGCGCUUCGUGGUGACGGCCAAGAGCAUGGAGAACAACCAGGACAUGACGGCCAUGCAGAUAGUGAACCUGGAAGGCCCCGAGCUGGUCUUUUCGAUGAGUGGACCAGCGCAGGUGAACCAGGAGGUAGUUGUCAAGGUGGAGUUCACCAACCCGCUCCCAUUCAGCCUGCGUGACGUGAGGAUGGCCAUGCAAGGGCCUAAUUUUAUGGCAUACCGGGAAAAGUUGUACAGUGAGAUCGCUACCGGCGCCUCCAUCACCUGGAUGGAGUCAUUUGUCCCUACGAGGUCUGUGAAUACAAUGAUCUAUGCUGUCCUGGACUGCUCGGUCCUUGGGAAUGUGCAAGGCAAUUGGGCCAUCUGCAUCCAGGCCUGAUCAUUGUCCAGGGAACCCCUCCCACCUGUUAAUCACCUGCCAUCGACUGGAAAACCAUGGACAAACAGAGGCUGUUGUGUAGAUCUGAAAGGAUUUGAUUGGUGGAUAAGAAAUUCCACCUAGCCUAUGAGAGGGCUAGAUUCAGCUAAUACCAUAUCCCUUACGGAAAAAACACUUGAUUUCACGUGGAAAAUCACAUGAUCACACUUCAGAUCUGAUUAUAUUUCACAUGAAGAUUCACAUGUGGAUUUUCACUUGUGAAAUCAUGUGAAACCAUGUGUUUUUGGAACACUUCACAUGUGAUGAUAUUUCACAUGUGAAUAUUCUAAAGAGAUUUCACAGGUGAUGCCCUACAAACAAAAUUAAGUUGUUUAAAUAGAUACACAAACAGUACUUUUAACAUACUAUAUUGUUUUCAACAUAUAUAUUUGAAUCACUUUGACAUACAUGAUUACAUUGUGUAUGUUUAUUUAUACAGUAAGUAUUAUUCAACAUGUCCUCAUCUGGAAUUUGAACCCACAACCUCCUGGUUCACGACAUCCCGACUUUCCUGCUACUCCACCAUGUCUGUGUCAAUGACAGAUUUAACCUACGCUUUGGGUUUAAGUAAAGUAAAUUCAAGCUUUGUUAAAAAUACACUCAAGAAAAACUUUUAUAUUCAUCAUAUUGAUUCAGGAGUAACAUUAAAACAGAAUAAAAUGCCCCGACAACAUUAGACAACUAUACAGAAAAGUUCUCAAAUUGCUGAAAUAAGUAUAUGAAAUAAAUGAGGAAAGAAUAGUCGGAUUAACUAAUCUAGAAGUGCAGAUGGCACUCUUUUGCUAAAUGGAGAGAUGUAUUAUAGGUAAUGAAUGAGUAGAGGAACUCUACAGACUUUGCCGAGCAGCAGAAAAGUCAGUGUAGCCCAAAUCCAGAGGUUGUGAAUUCUAAUCCAAGUUGAGGUCAUAUUGAAAAGUCAGUUCUUAGUAAUCAUGUCAAAUGUAAUCAUGUUCAUAUGUUUUCACCUCACAUGUGAUUUGCAGAUUCACAUUUGAAAUUUGCAAAAUCUAACUCUCACGUGGAAUUUAUUUUUCACAUGAAAAACUUUCUCAUGUGAAAAUCUAAUUUUCACUUUCACUUGUGAAAAACGUUCACAUGAAAAUCUAACUCGCACAUGUGGAAUUGCAUUUUCACAUGUGAAAAACCUUCACAUCUGAAAAUAAAAUUUUCUGUUUCACAUGUGACAUUUUGUGGCGUGGAAAUCAAGUCAAAUCAAAUCAAAUUUUAUUGGCCACAUGCGCCGAAUACAACAGGUGCAGACAUUACAGUGAAAUG